CGGAUGCAGCAUAAGCGCAAUAACCGGAAGUUGAUGUAGGUCAGACUGGAACAUACCCACAGACAUAAUAGAAAUUGAAUUUUCAAAGCGAUUGUCUUGGGUUUUGUAUGGAACCAUCGCCGAAAGCACGCAAAGAAACAGCAAAAUUGCAGUUGCUCGGGAAAAUGCAGUGAAAGGAAUAGACUGCCUGUCAGAAGGAAGAAGAGUCAGAGUAGUAUCAAGGGUGUGUUUCACGCGGUUUCUUCUUCGAAGUGGAGUUAAACGCAAAAGAAAUCGGAAAUCUGUUUCUUGCGUUGUCUCUAUGUGUUAUUCGUGUUGUUUAAGAGGCAAUGGACGCAGUUUUUAUAUUUAUUUAUGAUAAACGUUGCAAAAACUUUGUGAAGUAUUUACAAUACGAAUGAAAGAACAAUUCGCCGACGUUUGUCCUUGAGAGCGUGCAACUACUGCAUAAGCUGCAUUCUUUCAGUAAUGAUGGGAACGAUGAAGAAGGACGUUAGAAUUCUUCUCGUCGGAGACGCUUCUGUUGGGAAAACAUCCUUGAUCCUCUCACUUGUGAGUGAAGAAUUUGCAGAAGAGGUUCCUGCGAAAGCCGAGGAGAUUACCAUCCCAGCUGAUGUUACUCCAGAACAUGUCCCAACACAUAUUGUUGACUACUCUGCAAGAGAGCAAGAGGAUUCUGUUCUUGAAGAAGAAAUUGCAAAGGCCAGUGUCAUCUGUGUUGUAUAUUCUGUGGUGGAUGAAGAUUCCAUACAAAGACUGACUACAUAUUGGUUACCUUUGGUUCGAAACUCACUGGGUGAUGAGCAUCGCACGCCUAUCAUUCUUGUGGGAAAUAAAGUGGACUUGGCAGACUAUCCCACUCUUGAAAGUAUUUUGCCGAUUAUGAAUGAUUUUUCAGAGGUGGAAACCUGCGUGGAGUGCUCUGCUCGGAGUCUAAAGAACAUUAGUGAGGUGUUUUAUUAUGCACAAAAAGCUGUCCUGCAUCCAACAGCUCCUGUAUAUAAUCCUGAAGAAAAAGAGUUAACACUUGCUGCAAAAAAAGCACUAACACGAAUUUUUAAGAUCUGUGAUCUUGACAACGAUUCACUGCUAAAUGAUACUGAAGUCAACCUCUUUCAGCAAAAAUGUUUUAAUGCACCUCUGCAUCCUCAAGCAUUAGAAGAUGUGAAAGCAAUUGUGAGCAGGCACACAACCGAUGGCAUCAUAGAUAAUGCUAUUUCUAUUAAAGGUUUUCUUUUCCUACAUACAUUGUUCAUCCAGAAAGGACGACAUGAGACGACAUGGACAGUGCUCAGAAAAUUUGGCUAUGAUGACAAUCUCCAGCUCACAAAUGAAUUUAUUGCUCCUAGAAUACAGGUUGGACCUGGAUGUACCACUGAGUUGACUCAUCAGGGCUAUCAGUUCCUUGUGUCUCUUUUCGAAAAAUAUGAUGAGGAUAGGGACAGCUGCCUGUCACCUGAAGAAAUGCAGAACUUGUUUAGCACUUGCCCCUUCAUGCCUUGGGGUCCUGAUGUCAACAACACUGUAGCUACCAACCCUUAUGGCUGGAUUAGUUUGAAUGGCUAUUUGGCACAGUGGACUCUAACCACACUGCUGGAUGUGCCACGUACAAUGGAGUUCCUAGCAUAUCUGGGCUAUCACUACCACCAUGACAGCCAACUGUCUGCAGUGCAUGUCACUCGUGACAAAAAGCUGGAUUUGGAGAAACGCCAGACCACCCGAAAUGUCUUCCGAUGUCAUGUGUUGGGUGCAAAACAUGUAGGCAAGACUUCAUUUUUGCAAGGGUUGCUGCGAAGAAAUCUCCGUUAUGUGGCCACGCUAAACAAACAGCACCUUUCCAAUUUCACCAUAAACACAGUACAAGUUUAUGGUCAGGAAAAAUACCUUCUGUUGCAUGAGGUGGAUGUGACAAUGAGUGAAAUGCUGACGCCCACAGAGCUUGACUGUGAUGUUGCCUGCCUUCUGUAUGAUGUAACCAACCCACGCACUUUUGAGUUCUGUGCUCGAAUGUACCUGAAACACUUCAUUGACAGCAAGAUUCCCACACUGGUUGUGGCAUGCAAGGCAGAACAUCCAGAAGUGAGGCAGAGUUAUGACUUUACACCUACUCAGUUCUGUCAACGCUACCGUUUGCCUCCACCGCAACACUUCACUUGCAUGGACACACUAAACUGGGAUGUGUAUGUCAAACUUGCCACAAUGGCUGCCUAUCCCAACCUCAAACGAUUGGUUCACAUGUUGCUGGUGCACCAGCGUCCAUUAUGGCUGGAGGAGAGAAUAAGACACCUCAGGAGCCUGUACACAGAUGAGAACAAGAUAUAUAUACACAUUGGACUAGGAACUGCUGCCUUUGCUGCCCUAUCCUUUGUUAUCUACAAGAUUAUAAGAUCUCUCAGAUGAAGACUGCUUUGUGUUAGUUUUCUCAGCUUUACAACCAUGGUCGAAUUGUGCAAGGACUGGCCUGUAGUGUGCUGUGGUAGCUGAAUGUUGGUGUGAAAACUUUUUCUGUGAAUUAGCACUUUGUGCUUGGGUUGGGAGAUGAUGAAGACCUGCUUAGUGCAAUUCAGAAUGGUCCAUACUGUCAUGCUGAGAGUACUGCAAAUUGCAAAAUGAGUGUGUGAGUGUCUGACUUGAUGUCAUGUUGACUCCACCCCUAUAAGGUUAAUGCCGCAACACUGUAGCUCCAGAUGCAUGCUCCCAGUUGUAGGAGAUGUCAUUUUUUUUUAAAUUCUUUAUUCGGACUGAAAACAUAAAGAAGGAUUGGUAAAGUAUCACAGACUUGAUCAAAAGCAAAGCAUUUUUAACACUUUUAAUCAUGCAUCAUAGGGUGUGGGGUGUAUUUAUUGUGAGCAAGACAAGGCAGAAAAGGAUGUUGCGUAAGUUCUAAUUGCCUCCUAGAGAGGAGUUUUCCUUCCCUAGGCGAGGACGCAGUUUUGAAAGUUUUAUAGGUUUCUCGACCUUCUCACCUUUUAAGGAAAACUUUUUAUGUCCUAUUUCUUGAACUUUCUUUGUACAUUGUGUAUAGAUUUAAUAGCUCUGAUCCUCUUUUUGGGGAUUUAUUGAGAGAAUUUUAUGUCAAUCAUGAAAAUGUAAGGUAAAGAAGAUUCCAAAAUUAAAUUUCUUUGAGUACACUUUGGUGAGUGGUAUGCACACUGUGAGAUGUAUAACUCUUGACUUUGAUCAGAUGUGAGUGUAGACAUGUUGCCUUGGCUUUUCUCAAAACAUUUGAAAUUAGCAUAUUGAGAACUUGAAUAAAUGCAUGUUUCACUCUGUCUAAACCAAUCUUUCAAACAGAAACGUUUCAGAGCAUGUGGUAAGAUUGAUCUGUUAAAGGGUAGACAGGAAAUUCUACCUUUCCUAUUCUGCAGGCUGCUCUUGUUUCUCAGAUUCUUCUUUUGCAUUUGUUAGAACCUGUUUGUUCAGCAGAUAACUGCCAGCAUGUAAUUGCACUAAUGUGAGCCAACACUGCAGACAGAUGUGAAAGUAUGAGUCGCAUUGCCAGCAACAGUAGUAUCAUGGAAAGAAAGAAAAAUGGAAAUUUAAAUCUUGAGCUUGUUCAUCUCAGUUCCUGUCUUCCUUCAUUUGUACCAGUUGGUCUAGAGAUCUCGCAUGGAUAGGCACAACAGCUAACAAAAGCCUGCCAGGGAUGUCAGUCUUCGGCAGUAGUGACCAGUCCACUCCAUGUUAGUAAGCCAACUUUUCUUCUGGCCUUCACAGUGUCGACCACCCUUCAAGGGACUGUAAAGGACAGUGUGUCAUGCUGGGUCCCAGCUGACUGCUGCAAGCAGGCGUUCCAGGGAUCCCAUGAGUGUGGUGAUCAUGCUUCAUACAGAGUAGUUGGUGGUUUUACCUAUACAAGAUCCUGUAAGCAGCCUGCUUAGUGUAUUGGGGUACUUGUAGGAGAUUGUUGACUAUGCUAAACCUAAUGUGGCUGCACCAGACCCUGGCCAGUUUUGCUGUCACAGUCCUGAUGCAGAUAUCUUCAUGGAGCUGCCUUCUUUGGAUAUGGUGGCUCUGGUGUAUUUAAAGCUGUUUAUCUCUUCAGUCUGUAUGCUGUUAAUGUUGAUAUCUUUGCUUUGCCAUUGCCUGUGACCAUGAGUUUACUUCUGUUAGUGCUGGCAUUCCAUAUACAUUUGAACUGUUAGUCUGUUGAUAAGGUAAGCCUUCUCUUAUGGAAGUGUGAUAGUCCAGGAGGGUUUCCCUUCUUAAAGGCUAAACAGAUUAAAAAACAGAUUAUUUGGUUGUAUUAUUUAUACAAGAUACUAAUUCCCCAAAACUUCCCAAACUGAGAAACCAUUUCUGUUUACAAGACACCAGUCUUGAAACGCCAACUGUGUUCCAUCAGCUCUGAGUUUAGUUUUAUAUCAGAUAGCCCUUUUUUAAAGUCUGGCAUGAUGCACAUAAAUUAAAUUCAGUAUUAGUAACAGUCAAAGGCGAGAUUUUGCACAAAGUCCCUCGGGAUUAAAAGGGAGAGCAUCAAUAAUAAUUCAAACCUUGGAAAAACUUCGAGCUAUACAUAUUCUGUUCUAAAGGUGAACAUUGUAUUCAUCAAUACUCAUCUUGCAACUAAGGAAAAAUCUAGAAUGUAUUUUCAGAACAAGUGAUUUAAUUUGGUAUUCUUUGCAGUUUGGGGUCAAGUGCAAACAGUGACAUAACAGGCAGAUUAUAGAGAUCUUGUUUCCUGCUGCCUUGCAUGGAGUUGUAUUGUCCUGAUCCUUAAAAAGUGGGACUUCGACAACAUAUGUACAAUUACUCAAGAAAUUUGUGGUGCUACAUCUGUAGCAUAAUGAAAGGCGAUGCAGCGUUAAUAAAAAAAUAUGGCUUCAGGCUAUGACUCUGGUACAUGACAGAUAAUUGUUCGUCUGUGUGGCUAAAAGUGAAUAAAGUCAUUUAAAAAGAGGCA
Pomacea canaliculata is the source of this 4903-nucleotide messenger RNA. RefSeq names its product mitochondrial Rho GTPase 1-like. Gene Ontology annotation, cellular component: mitochondrial outer membrane. Gene Ontology annotation, biological process: small GTPase-mediated signal transduction; mitochondrion organization. Bases 469 to 2400 code for a protein of 643 amino acids. Gene Ontology annotation, molecular function: GTPase activity; calcium ion binding; GTP binding. The transcript has 21 exons. The record is from RefSeq and is a predicted model, not a curated record. Lineage: Eukaryota; Metazoa; Mollusca; Gastropoda; Architaenioglossa; Ampullariidae.